AUGAUGCUUCUUCACCUUCUUCGUCAAGGCCGACUAAGGAAAAAUGACGCUCUUAGAAUCAUUCAAAAUGCCUCUGCUAUUUUACGCGCUGAGCCAAAUCUGUUGGCCAUUGAGGACCCCUCCAUUAUUGUGGUUGGUGAUAUUAGAGGACAACUGUACGACCUAGCAAAGAUACUAUGUAUAGGAGGCAUGUUCAAUGAUACGACGAAGUAUCUGUUUCUCGGAAAUUACGCCGAUCGCAGUUCCUUUAGUUGUGAAUGUAUAUUAGUUUUACUGGCAGCCAAAUUGAAUUACCCGAAGUCUGUCUUCUUGCUUCGUGGAAACCAUGAAUCUCGGUUGAUGACAAAUUUUUUCGACUUUCAGGAAGAAUGCUUACGGAAGUAUGAUGAUCAAGUGUAUCAAGCAAUUAUGGAGGCUUUUGAUUGCUUGCCACUAGCGGCUGUUGUAAACAAGCAGUUUUUCUGUGUGCAUGGUGGUCUUUCACCGGAUGUGAGUAGUGUAAACCACAUUCAACUGAUUCACCGAUUCAGAGAGCCCCCCUCACGAGGAGCCAUGUGUGACUUGUUGUGGUCAGAUCCCUUUUGGGAUGUAGAAAAUCCUUCAUCGGUUACUGGAGGAUCCAGGAAUGACUAUUACACUCCUGAAACUGGUCCAUCUUAUGGAGCAAACCCCGUUUUUCUUGUUAAUGAGCAACGCGGAUGUAGCUAUUUGUUUAACUAUCUCUGCGUAAAGCAGUUCCUCACGACUAACAACCUUCUUUGUGUCGUGCGAAGUCAUGAGGCGCAAGACGAAGGCUAUAAGCUCUAUCGCUUCAAUAGCGUUUCUAACUUUCCAUGUAUGGUGUCGGUUUUUUCAGCUCCUAAUUAUUGUGAUACCCUCGACAAUAAAGGGGCAAUUCUUCAUAUUGAGGGAAAAACGGUUGGCGUGAAGCAGUUUUUUUGCUCCCCCCACCCUUAUGUUCUUCCGAAGCAUAUCAAUGGGUUUGAGUGGUCGUUCCCGUUUCUAGUAGAAAAUAUUCAUAAUCUGUUCACGUCGUUGCUCUCCGCAAGUUGA
Messenger RNA from Trypanosoma grayi, 1053 nucleotides. Its product is annotated as putative serine/threonine protein phosphatase 2B catalytic subunit A2. Lineage: Eukaryota; Euglenozoa; Kinetoplastea; Trypanosomatida; Trypanosomatidae. Gene Ontology annotation, molecular function: calmodulin binding; calmodulin-dependent protein phosphatase activity. The transcript has a single exon. Gene Ontology annotation, cellular component: cytoplasm; calcineurin complex. The record is from RefSeq and is a predicted model, not a curated record. Bases 1 to 1053 code for a protein of 350 amino acids. Gene Ontology annotation, biological process: calcineurin-mediated signaling.